This is a messenger RNA of Scleropages formosus (Asian bonytongue), 3002 nucleotides long. RefSeq names its product extracellular matrix protein 1b (gene ecm1b). Gene Ontology annotation, biological process: signal transduction; regulation of bone mineralization. Gene Ontology annotation, cellular component: extracellular region. The transcript is spliced from 7 exons. The coding region runs from base 261 to 1448 and encodes 395 amino acids. The record is from RefSeq and is a predicted model, not a curated record. Lineage: Eukaryota; Metazoa; Chordata; Actinopteri; Osteoglossiformes; Osteoglossidae.
CCCCCGCAGCGAUGUAGUGCCGCCUCUCACGCCCUAGUUUGGUGCUGAAACCGGAUCGCCGCCGAUUUUUACCGCAUAAAAGCAGACGGCAGCAGGAGUCCGAGUUCGAGUGCAACCUCCUCAGCGACACAGCCGUACGACUCAGUCCACGCAGUCCCACUGCGAUCAUCGUGGGUUCUCAGCCCCCUCUGCGCCCCUCUUCGCCCCUCCUCGACCGCCACCUCCUCCUCGCCUCAGAGUCAGAAGCCACCGGCGUCACUAUGGGCUCCUUCCCUCUCCGGGUGCUAACGCUCCUGCUUCUGCUUGGCUGCACCGCAUCACAAGAUCAAGCCAUAGUGGAACAGCGGGAGGUGACCUUUGACCUUUCUGACCUCUUCGAGCACAAAGAAAUUCUUGAAACUGACCCAGACAUGAGUCAACGGGAAGUGACUUUUGACCUUCCCACAAUUCCGAAGAGGAGCUUUUUAGGCCCACCAAUGUUUGGACCGCGCUCCUUCUCGGAGCCCCAGGUGCUCUUCCCUCCUGCAAGGCCCUCAAUGGACAACCUACCUGCCCUGUGCCGCUACAGUGACAGUCGUCCCCGUUACCCCUCAGACUCCUUCCUGGUCAGUGGCUUGGACUACCUGCACCGGCAGGGAGAUGCCAUCAAUCGUGUGGAGUCCUGGUACAGCACCUGUUGCAGUGAAAAUGGGAUAAUGGAGAACAAGACAGAACUUACUCUCUGUUGUGCUCGGCAGGCGUGGGAGCAUGCACUCUCUCAGUUCUGUGAAGAAGAGUUCUCCAUCAAGACCAGUCAUUACCAGUGCUGUAAAAUAAGAGGAAGGGAAAGGUGGAAUUGCUUUGAAGGAAUGGCCCCCAAUCCCACCUACGAGCCCUCAAGCCAGGGCACAGUCAAUACGCAGUCACCUCCAGAACCAGGGUUCACCUGGAACCCCAACAACUGCCCGAGUAUAAGACUGCAGCUGAAUCCAAAGAAUUUUUCUGAAGGAACCUCGACCCUAAACUUCCCACCUGGUCGGCCUACUUCCACUAACAUCGAUCACGCCUGCAAUCUGCGCAAGAUGCGUCCCCGAUAUCCCCUUAAAUGCCUGCCCCAGAUGGGGUACAACUCUCUGGUACGGCAGAUUAAGACCGUCAACAAGCUGGAGAAAGGGAUAGACAAAUGCUGCAAGGGGAGGACUGAGGUGCUGACCUGCGUAGAUAGAAAGUGGCGGAAGUUGAUGGAUCAGUUCUGUCUGAACGAGCAGAUGGUGAAAACAUCACAAUUCCCCUGCUGUCUCUACGAGGACAAGGAGGAGCGCUACACGUGCUUUGCCGAGCGUUCCCCCAACCCAGAGUACACCCGGGAAAUAGAACAGUCGGAAGUCUUUUUACUCCCCAACAUAAUUGAUGUGCUCUGUAACAAAAAGAGGUCUAGCAAGAAGAUUCACAUCCAGGGGGUACCUUAAAACUCUACAUGUUAACAACACUGCAGUUAAUCAGAAAAAUUCUUGCAACUUUGUAACAGAAUUAUAUAUAAAUUUUCACUGAAAUAGUAGCACUUCAUUUGUGGUCUCCAGUUUGGCAUUUGAUUUUCUCCCCUAGUCCAAUGUUUCAAUCACUGCAAUAUAAACGUUAAGCACAUGAUAUGUACACAUAUAAUUACUUACACAUUUCUAGGAGAAUUUCAUAAGAGAAUAACUUUAUUUUUUGUAUACACUGAGGUUCUAGGCAUGUCCAUUAACAUUUGAGAAAUGUGAAAUGUUAGCGCUGUAGCUUGCACAGAUUUUGAAAGUGAAAGCAAGAAUUCGCUCCAUCUGUUAAACUACUCGAUUGCCUGUUGGCUUUUCUAUUGCGAACAUUGUGAGUCGGUGCUGCCACUCGGCGGAAACUCAGCAAACUUCUCGCGAGUAAGUACUCAAACUACAGUCCAGACUUAUCUGAGAAAGGGCUCUGUCAAAAGGCACAAAGCCAGCAAAUUGCAUUAUGUUAUGGAUUCUUUUUAAAUGUCAGCUUGAGACCCAGUGAAUGUAUAAAAAAUGGGGCUUUCAUUGAAACAAAUCAGGAAACUGAACUCAUCAAUUACUUUCACCAGUACUUUGUGUUAACAGUGUAUCUAAUAGCUCCUUUCCACAGUUACUAAAAAUGAUGGUUCCGUUGUCGUCUAAAAACAUCUUUAACUAAAGUCAUGAAGAGAAAUUAGGAUUGCAAAGUGCUAGUAGAAUUCUACUUAUACCAUUGGCCAAGAAGAUAAAUAUAAUUAUCUGGAUAAAUAUUUAUGUAAAAAAACAUAUAUAAUCUGAAUGAUAAUACAUAAAAACCGACAUUUGCAUUAGUUAUGCUUUAAGUAUUUUAAAGGGAAUAUAAAUGAGUAAAGUGUUGAAGAUUAUGUGUGUUAUGGGGGAGUCUCAAUAGUUUUUGCUUCUAAAUGUUCCCAACAAUCUUGAUCAAACUGUGCACCAAACUCUUCUUGGGAACUAAAGGGUCAGGGCUGACAUGUGAGCAUGACAAGGUAGACAUUCAACCCAUUCAGCUUUUAAAAUGUUUAGUUAAUUGCCAGGAUUUAGUACCAGGUUGAGAUUUUUUCAUUGAAGUUUGAGUUUGACUGAAUAUAUACAAUGACACAUCUGGGAGUUACUUGGGAAAUGAGCUGAAGUGUCAGUUAUGAGAGCAAAUAUACUCAGGUGCUGAGCACUGAAGAAUUUAGAUGUGUGUGUUAAAUCCCUUGCUGCCACAGUCACCUGUCAGUCCUGACCAAUGUUACAAUGAUUCACGGCAUUCCGAGGGGGACUUCAGUGGGGUAGCCUUGCAUUACACUGAAAUGGGUAGUGACAACUAUUUUGUAUAUUCUUUAUAAAAUGAAUUAUCGCAUUAAUUUGCACUUCUGGAAUUGCAUGAUCAGCACUCUGAUCAGUAUAAAACUACCUUGUAUUCUCAUACAUGAAAAUAAACUGAUUUUCGUACAAAGCUCAUUAUACCAGUAUACGGAUUCUUCUUUCACUCAUCGUCUAUAACCAUUCAGG